CACUGGAUGCGUCGAACACGGCCGUCAGCUUGCUGAGCCGAGCGGCGCACGUGUUUGGCGGGCACCUUCCGGUUCAUUAAAGAACGCUGCGGAUAUUAAAACGCGUCCUCUGAUUUAACUCAAACCGGCCAAAAGUAGACGAGGUGCAUAAUGGGCACAAUGGAAGAUUGCCAAUUCUUGGAAAGCUUUAAAAAUAAGCGAUUAAAAAUCACCCUAAAGUCCGCUACAUACGUUGGCACAAUACAGCGCGUCAACUUAAACAAAACGCUGAUCCUGGAGGACGUUGUCGAUUUCCAAAGUGGCAGAAAAUUCCCUGGGACGAAGCUUUUCUUUGGUCGCGAAAUUUUAAACGUUGAACUCCCACCUGCUCCGGAGUGUGAUAAUGGCGGGGCAAGUGACAGGGACAAGGGCAAGCUAACGGUGUCCGAGUUUCAGCCUUACAGGAAACUUAUGAAGCUGGGCGAGGACGAGGCUGACAGUGAGUAUGUGGACUUUGUGGUGGUGGACGAGUUCUACGAGAAGUUCAGCCCUGCUGUGAUGAACAUCCGCAAACGGCAGGUGAUCGGGAUCGCGGCCGAUGCCUUGGGGGCUUUCCCCCAUGCCAGGCUCUGCUGGCUUCAGAUCUCCACCAAGGACAAGGUCUACCUCUUUGACAUCUUGCAGCUUGGAGCGCGAGCCUUCAAGAAUGGCUUGUCCAUGAUUCUUGAGAAUAAGCACAUUUUAAAAGUAACGCAUGGCUGUCGGGGUAUAUCAGCCUGUCUCUUGGCUCAGUACAACGUCAAUCUCACCAAUAUCUUCGACACUCAGCUCGCCGACGUCUUGCACUUCCACAUGGAGACCGGCGGCUUGCUCCCGGAGCGGGUCAGCACCCUGCAGGAGGUUGUGGGCCUCCACCUGAAGGUGGCGCCCUCACGCCUGUCACCCCUGAAGAUCAAGGACCAGCUGGCCGAGGAGGAUGGGGAGGUAUGGUACGUGCGGCCCUGCCCCACCGCCCUGCUCAAAGUCAUGGCCCUGUCAGUAAUCCACCUGCAGCCCCUGCGGCUGGUGCUGCUCGACGCCCUCCUCUCCGACUACACCGACCUGGUAGAUGCAUACCUGGAGCACAGCAGGCAGGAUUCCAUCCAGGUUCAGGACUUCGGCUCGUGUACUGGACUGGAGCUCCCCCCAGAGCUGCGGAAGUUGGAGCAGACCAAGCUGGAGCGACGGAAAAAGGCGCUGGACAGGUUCCCUGUCACCCACGACGGCUUGCUGGUGCGCUACGGCUCUGGGCCCCUCGGGGACCAAGUAGCCCUUCCUGUGGGGUCUGAGCACCACGACCCGGCUGAGAAGGCCUCCAAAGACCGGGAUUCUGGCUUAAAGUCUGAUCCGGUUCCGACCUUGGGGAAGGAGAACAGCACCCCCAGGCUCUUGGAGACUGCGGCAAAGUCAGUCGGGGGGGCAUCACAGAUGGAGGGGGUUGGCUGCCCCGUACCCUAUCCUGCCAUCGGAAGAGGACUAGCUCUCCUCACGCCCACGGAUGACUCUGCGGAGCUUUCCGGUGCCUCCGAACCCAGGAUGGGGGGCGGAUCUGCAGAGGUGACCCCAGUCCCACCGCCUGCUGCCAUAGAGACCCCCGUAGCCUGGAUGGGGGGCAUUGGGGGGGGCAUUUCCAGGGGACUUCACAUAGGAGCUGCUCCUUACAGUGCCAUGUGUUUUGGACGGGGGCACUUCUUCCAGAAAAUUCCCCCCUAUAGUCCCUAACAAAAUCAGCUAAAUGAAUCUGUGUAGCAAUUUCAUUAGCUAACGCCUCUAAAAUCCUGGGGGUGCUUCAGCAUCUUGGUCGUUUGUUCCUUUUCGUUAUGAGAAAUGAGCCCCUCUUCAGUUUCAGCGACGCAUCUCUCGUUCCUGUUUAUGGAGACUGUCGUUUUGAGGCAUACCCGAAACCGACCAUUAGAUGGCAUUGUUGAGUUAUGAGACUUUUUCUUGGCUAGUUAGCGCUAGGUGACGCGUUUGAUUUAGUUUUUUUUUCUUUCGUUUGACAUUCUGACAGCUGGAUUGAGCAUUUGACAGAGCUUCCUGCUCAAAAAGUCAGCUCUGGAGGAUUGAUUACAAUUCAGGGGUUUAAAAAUAAACACCCGUCACAGUCUUGCUUUAAUUAUG
Molecule: messenger RNA, 2139 nt
Organism: Paramormyrops kingsleyae
Lineage: Eukaryota; Metazoa; Chordata; Actinopteri; Osteoglossiformes; Mormyridae
Gene: exd1
Product: exonuclease 3'-5' domain containing 1
Biological process (GO): piRNA processing; nucleobase-containing compound metabolic process
Cellular component (GO): PET complex
Molecular function (GO): 3'-5' exonuclease activity; nucleic acid binding
Source: RefSeq, a predicted model, not a curated record